AGCGCCAUGGCGGCCCCGGGGAGCCCGCGCGGCCCGCUGUGACCCCCCGCCCGGCCAUGGCGGCGUCCGCGCCGCGCCCCUCGCCGCCUCGGAGCCCGGAGCCGCGGGGAGAGGAGGACGACGGCGCCUCGGACCUCGGGGCCAGCGACUCGGCGUCCUGCACGUCCGGCAGCGACGAUGACCUGGAGCCCGAGUGGCUGCACGGCGUGCACAGGCGCGGGGAGCUCUUCUACCUGGAGCUGGACGAGGCCGAGGAGGACGGGGGCGCGGCCGUCCCGGGGGGCCGUGCUGUGCGCUUCAGCGAGGCCGAGGUGGUGAUCGCGGUGGGCGAGGACACGCCCCGGGGACCCCCUGGCCUGCGGCGCCUGGCCAGGGCCCUGCGGGGCCGCCGCCUCCUGCCCCGGCGCGCGCGCGCCCCGCCCGUGUCCAUCCUCAAGGCGUCUCCGGGCGCACGGGCCCCGCCGGCCAGCAAGGAGGUGAAGCUGCAUGUCCACCCGCGGGCGCCCGUGCGCCGGCCCCUCGAGACGCUGCUGGGCAUCGUCCACCGCGGGCGGCGCCGGUCCGCGCCUCUGCAGGUGCACGGGCUGCUGCCCGGAGGCCCAGCGCUCGGGAGUGGCCAGGUGCUCAUAGGGGACGUCCUCGUGGCCGUGGACGACGUGCCGGUGACCACUGAGAACAUCGAGCGGGUUCUGGCCAGCAUCCCGGGGCCCACGCAGGUGAAGCUGACCUUCGAGAAGGCCCCGGCUGCGAAGGGAAGCUCAGCCCCGCCAAGCCCCAGGCAGAUGCCCGCCGGCCCCGGGGAGCUGGUGCGGCUGCUCGGGGGAGACCAGGACGGGGACGCGCAGCGGCGGGCGCUGGCUGAGCCGCACGUGGCCAUGUGCCUCUCGCUGCGGCUUGACUCCGAUGACGCCAAGGACGAGCAGGAGAUCCUGUACCUGUUCCCCGCGACUGACGCGGCGCAGAAGCUGAAGAGUGUGCGCGGCGUCUUCCUCACGCUCUGUGACAUGCUGGAGACGGUGACGGGCACGCCGGUCACCAGCUCGUCACUGCUCCUGGACGGGAGGCAGGUGCACGCGUCCUACUGCAGGGAGGGGGACACGCUGCUGGUGCUCAGCCUGCCCGCCCGGCGGGCCCCCCUCCCACAGCUGCGGAGCAUGACGGAGGCGGCAGUGCGGACCCUGCGUUUCAUGUUCGGCUCGCUGGAGAGCGCCUUUGGCCAGGCCGAGAACGCUGCGCACCUGGACCACUUCUUCGCCUUGUUCUUCCAAAGGGCACUCCAGCCCGACACACAGCACUGCGGGGCCGUGCUCCUGGACACGCUCCCCGGGGCCCACUGGCUGCCCCUCCCUCAGGACAUCAAGGUGGAAUUAGACACAAUAUUAAGUGACCUGGAGGCUGCAGAUUUUGAAGAAUUGUCCGAGGAUCAGUGUGACAUGAGGCGGCUCUACACGAUUGUGGGGACUUCGCUGUUUUACAAGGGCCACCUUCUCUGCAGCCACCUGCCCAGGGAUCACCUCCUGGAAGUCACCGGCUACUGCCAUCACUUGGGGCUGCUGCCUCUGGCUGCGAGGCGGAGGGUCGGCCAGCUGGUGGUCUGGAGAGAAGUCUUCCCUGGGCGCCACCUGCAGCCUGCCAAGGACGCCGAGGCCGACGCCCCCCAGGAACCCGAUGGCAGAAGCUUCCUGCUGGUCGUCGGCCUGGGUCACUGCUUGCUCUCGGUGCUCCUGGAGGCCGGCGGCUGUGCGUCCCCGGCCGUGGACAGCCCUGGCCCCGACUGUGUCUACGUGGACCAGGCGCGCGCCACGCUGUGCCAGCUGGAGGCGCUGGAGGCCCGCAUCAGGCAGCAGCUGGCCGCCGCGCCCGGCCCGGUCUUGUCCUGCGCAGACUGGCUCCUGGCCGGACCCCACGAGAGUGCCACCCUGACCCCAGGGGCUACCAGGGCCGCCGCAUCACCCACAUGCCGGAGGACGCUUUUCGGGGACUGUGCGGCCAAGACGCGGGGCAGCGGGGGUACAGAGUGGGCGGACCCGAGCCCCCAGCCCACGCCUGAGGCAGAAGAAAGUGGGACUUUGCCCCAGGCCCCGAGGAAGAAGCCUGCCCUCCUGAGCCCGUUUCAGCUGGGGCCCUUGAAGAAGGACCCUCCGGAGAAGGCCGCAGGACUGGACAGCACCCUGAAGCUGACUUCGGGCCCCGAGAACACCCUUUUCCACUACGUGGCCUUGGAGACCGUGCAGGGGGUCUUCGUCACCCCGACCCAUGAGCAGGUCGCGCAGCUCGGCGGCACUGUGCACCCCCGGCUCCUCCAGAACUUCCACCGCUGCUGCCUGGCCAUCCGGGCCGUGUUCCAGCAGGCGCUGGCGAAGGAGAGGAGCACGUCGGCUGGAGGCGGCCCCCCGGCCACAGCCCCUCGGAGCCCCUGGCUGCACCCCGUGAAGGAGCACGGCCUGCUGUUCGAGUGUCCCGCAGAGGAUGGGCUGCACCCCAGGAAGGACCCCCCGGCUCUCGCAUACUGGGUGGUGGGGCGGCUCUUUCUCCAGCCCAAGCCUCAGGAGCUCUACGUCUGCUUCCAUGACUCGGUCACGGAGGUCGCCAUCGAAAUGGCUUUCAAGUUGUUCUUUGCACUGACCUUCCCAGGUAACCUGGAGCCCAGCCUGGCCGCCCUGCCGGGGCGACGCCGCAGCACGUGGGAAGGCGCGGCCGAAGGCCACGUGGUGCGGGAGGGCGGGGCCGAGGGCCACGUGGUGCGGGAGGGCGGGGCCGAGGGCCACGUGGUGCGGGAGGGCGGGGCCGAGGGCCACGUGGUCCCCUGGGGGGCGGGGCAGUCCCGCGUGGGCUCUCGUGGUCCCACGUGGCCGCCCGCCCAGUCUCGCGGGAUCCCGCCAAGGUCUCGCGUCGCCGUCUUCCGCCCGGCCUCGCGGCCUGCCCCGUGA
This is a messenger RNA of Sorex fumeus (smoky shrew), 2930 nucleotides long. It is a transcript of the gene INTU, whose product is annotated as inturned planar cell polarity protein. The transcript has 18 exons. Lineage: Eukaryota; Metazoa; Chordata; Mammalia; Eulipotyphla; Soricidae. Gene Ontology annotation, molecular function: protein binding. Gene Ontology annotation, biological process: cilium assembly; nervous system development; establishment of planar polarity. Gene Ontology annotation, cellular component: cytoplasm; cilium. The coding region runs from base 57 to 2930 and encodes 957 amino acids. The record is from RefSeq and is a predicted model, not a curated record.